Messenger RNA from Rotaria sordida, 440 nucleotides. The record is from the annotation of a GenBank genome assembly. NCBI's taxonomy places the organism in Eukaryota, Metazoa, Rotifera, Eurotatoria, Philodinida, Philodinidae.
AUUCAACACCAAUAAUAAAUGAUACAAUUAAACAAACAAAUGAAUUUAUAAAUAUUGAUUAUCGAUCAGAACCAUUUUAUUCACCAAUUCGACCUAAUUCACUUAUUCUUUUAUCAUCAGCAUCAUCAUCUUCUUCACAAAAUUCUAGUCAAAAAAAUCCAAUCAUAUCACCAACAAUAAAUAAUCAACAAAUAAUCGAUGAUGAUAAUGAAAAAUAUUAUUCAGCACAAUCAUCAAAAAUAUCUACACCAAUGAUACAUUCAAUGGAUUUAUCAACUUAUAGAGAAAAUUUUGAAGAUAAAUUAAUAUUAUCAUCUAUACGUGAUAUUGAUAAUGAUGAACAAAAAAAACAUCAAACUAAAGUAUUACCAACACAUAUUGAAAAUAAUAAAAAUUUUUCUAUUUUACCUCAUAUUCUUGAAAAAGAUUUUCUCCGUUAA